Anopheles coustani is the source of this 732-nucleotide messenger RNA. Its product is annotated as cuticle protein LPCP-23-like. The record is from RefSeq and is a predicted model, not a curated record. Bases 1 to 732 code for a protein of 243 amino acids. NCBI's taxonomy places the organism in Eukaryota, Metazoa, Arthropoda, Insecta, Diptera, Culicidae. The transcript is spliced from 2 exons.
AUGGCGUUUAAGAUUGUUGUUCUGUUCGCCACCCUGGCCUGCGCCAGCGCCGGAUACGUUCAACCGGCACAUGAGCAUCUGUCCUACGAAGCCGCACCGGUGGCUCACUACUCGUCUGCUCCGGCCGUGAGCUACAGCUCCUUCACCCGUCAGGACUCGCCGAAGCUGGCCGUCGCCAAGACGCUGUCCUACGCCGAGCCAUCGGUGCACUACGCUGCUCCCCUCACCAAGGCCUACGCCGUCCAUGAGCCCGCCCUGAAGACGGUUGUUGCCCAGCCGGCCUACACCAAGACCGUCUACACCCAGGAGCCAGCCCAUGUCUACGCUCAUGCCGCCCCGGUCGUCGCUGCCAAGACCGUGUCCUACGCCGCCCCGCAGGUGCACUACCAGGCUCCGCUGCUGAAGAACGUUGAGUACACCAAGACCCUGGCGUACGCUCCGGUCGCCAAGACCCUGGUGCACGAGCCGACUUACACCAAGCACGUCGUUGCCGAGCCGGCAUACACCAAGACCGCUUACGUCUCCCAGCCGACCUACACCAAGACCGCGUACGUCCAGCAGCCGACUUACACCAAGACCCUCGUCGCUGAGCACCAGCCUCUGUACCACCACAGCACCCCGGUGUACGCCCAUGCCGCUCCCGUCGUCGCCGCCAAGACUCUGAGCUACGAGCCAGCUGGCCAUGUGUCGCACGUCAGCUACGCCGACAACAGCGCUCACUACGCCUGGUAA